CGACAUGACAUGAUAAUUUCGUUGCUAAGGGUUGGUAUUAAUAUUGGUUACUAAACUAACAACUUCAAAUUAACCAUAAAUUAACAUAACCUAUAAUGUUGAUGAUGGUGAUAUGUCCAUUUUUCUUUGAUGAUUUGUUUGAUUUAUUCAGAUUAUAAUCAGACUGAAAUGAAAAGAAAAACUAAGCCUGCAAGCAAUGACCAUUUGAAAUUAUCCCAAAUUAUAAAGGACGUCCACAAAAACUUACGUGAAGAUGCAAAACGUCUUGGAACACAAAAAGCUUGGAUUAAUCAUUGUAAACAGGAGGAAAGCCUUUUAAGAUAUGCUCAAGCCAUGAAAGAACUUGCAACAAGACACUGGGAAAAAAAUUAUAAUAAUAACUGUAAAGCAAAAUCACGAAUCAAAUGGAUUUAUGAAUAUUGUAGACUAUACUUUUUUGAUGGGGAGCUACUGAGACAAAGACGUCGUGAAAUAGAAAUAGCAAGAAAAAUUGUAGCAAAUGAGAGUUGUGAACGUUAUUUACUUGGUAGUUUCAUAGAUAGUAGUGAAGAGAACUUAUUUGAUGUCAAAAGUGAAUUAGAAGAAAAAAUGUACUCGGAAAGCAAUGCAAAAUGCUUAAAAUUAUUGGAUGUUGGCAGUUGCUACAAUCCAUUUAAUGAAUUUCCAUGUUUGGAUGUGUUGGCAGUUGAUAUAGCUCCUGCCAGUUCAGAUGUAAAGUGGUGUGAUUUUUUGGAAGUAAAUAUAAUAAAUAAGAAACCUGAUUUAUCACAACAUCCUAUAAAGGAACUGCAGGACUGCAGUUUUCAUAUAGUUGUUUUCAGUUUGCUUUUGGAAUACCUGCCAAGUCCAGAACAAAGAUUAAACUGUUGCUUAAAUGCAUAUAAAGUUCUACAACAUGAAGGAAUUUUGUUGAUCAUUACCCCAGAUUCAAAACAUGUUGGUUCAAAUGCAAAAAUAAUGUUAACUUGGAGAUUCAUACUAUCAGAAAUAGGGUUUUCAAGGAUAAAAUAUGAAAAACUCCCUUAUUUACAUUGUAUGGCUUUCAGAAAAAGUAUUAACAUUAAUAUAGCAAAAAGGUGGGCUCAGCUGCAAGACAACGAAAAGUUUUAUAAAAACAUGUAUAUUCCUCAAGAUUUGAACAAUAAAGAAAUGAAAAAAUUGUAGGGGUGUGAUUAAUCUUAUUUAAAUUAAGCGCCAUCUAAGUUUAUAAUGCAGUAGAAGAAAAAGAAGAAUCGACAUAAUUACUAGGAUCUUUAAAAACAACUCUAACUGCAGUUGUUAUUCGUUGGUAAGGUCAACUUCAACCAAAAGUAAGAACAUCCCAGUAGUAA
Agrilus planipennis (emerald ash borer) is the source of this 1331-nucleotide messenger RNA. RefSeq names its product S-adenosylmethionine sensor upstream of mTORC1 (gene Samtor). The record is from RefSeq and is a predicted model, not a curated record. Bases 130 to 1164 code for a protein of 344 amino acids. Lineage: Eukaryota; Metazoa; Arthropoda; Insecta; Coleoptera; Buprestidae. The transcript is spliced from 2 exons. Gene Ontology annotation, biological process: negative regulation of TORC1 signaling.